GCAUGACAUCAGCUGGAUGAGAGGAGAGGCAGCGGCGGUUCCUCAUCAUAUGACACAGAGUCUGAGGAUAUAAAAGCCUGGGCCACUCCUUCUGCGCCCGCUGCACGGCUCCAGAUAGAAGCUCACUUCAGGUUGCCGACCGGACAGACAGAGAGUGAGUGUCUGACAGAAUGGCGACGUUAGUUGAACCUGUAGAUACUCAAGCACCCUUCGGAGGUGUCAGUAGCACCAAGAGCACGGCAUCGCCCACGGCCUCGACACAUCACUUCGACGAGGGCAAAUAUUACCUGCUGGUGGUCACUGGGGAGCUGGUCACUGACGAGCAUCUGAAGUGUGCCAUUGCGGACAUUGAGAAAGGAAUUCGUUCAUGGGACACAAAUCUGAUUGAUUGUAACUUGGACCAGGAGCUGAAGCUUUUUGUUUCUCGACACUCUGCCAGGUUUUCAGCCGAUGUGAGAGGACAAAAGAUUCUGCACCACAAAAGUAAUGUGUUGGAGACAGUAGUGCUCAUCAACCCUUCAGAUGAAGCUGUUAGCACUGAGGUACGUCUUAUGGUCUCAGACUCAGCCCACCAUAAGCUGCUUGUCCUAGCAGGACAGUGUUUUGAAAAUACAGGCGAGCUGAUUCUCCAAUCAGGCUCCUUUUCUCUCUCCAAUUUCAUUGAUAUUUUUACAGAUCAAGAGAUUGGAGAACUUCUUAGCACCAUACAUCCAGCCAACAAAGCCAGUUUAACCCUUUUCUGUCCUGAGCAUGGUGACUGGAAAAAUUCAAACCUGGACAAACACAACUUGCAGGACUUCAUCCAUAUGAAGUUAAACUCCCCAACCAUCCUUCCAGAAAUGGAAGGUCUUUCCGAAUUCACAGAGUACCUGUCAGAAUCUGUAGAAGUCCCAUCUCCUUUUGACAUGCUGGAACCCCCGACUUCAGGAGGGUUCCUAAAAUUAUCCAAACCAUGCUGCUAUAUUUUCCCUGGUGGACGAGGUGAUUCAGCACUGUUUGCAGUUAACGGCUUUAACAUGCUGAUUAAUGGUGGAUCUGAUAGAAAGUCAUGUUUUUGGAAGCUGGUACGCCAUCUGGACAGAGUAGAUUCUGUUCUCCUCACACACAUUGGAGAUGACAACCUCCCUGGUAUUAAUAGCAUGCUGCAGCGAAAAAUAGCUGAACUCGAGGAGGAACAGUCACAGGGAUCCACAGCUAACAGUGACUGGACAAAGAAUAUGAUCUCACCUGAUAUUGGUGUUAUGUUUGUCAACAUGCCCCAGAACCUGGAAAACCUUGAGCCUAACUACAGGAUUAGAAGAAAUGCUGGGGAGGCAUCUCUCACAAUGCAGUACUUAAACAAGCUGUCUUUAAAACCAGAAUCUCUGCAUAGGAAUAUUGGGAACACAGUAGAACCAAUUAUACUUUUCCAGAAAAUGGGGGUUGGAAAGCUUGAAAUGUAUGUUCUUAACCCUGCUAAGAACAGCAAGGAGUUGCAAUGCUUCCUGAAAGAAUGGACUGGUAGUGAUAAAGACAAAGCCCCUGUCUUGUUGCCAAAUGGAAAAGAAUCAGAGCUCCCAAUCUCAUAUUUGUCUUCCAUCUCAUCACUGAUUGUGUGGCAUCCUGCAAACCCAUCAGAAAAAAUCAUCCGUGUUCUGUUUCCAGGCAAUUCCACUCAGAAUAAUAUUCUCGAAGGCCUAGAGAAACUUAAACACUUAGAUUUCCUCAAACAUCCUGUGAUCACACAAAAAGAGCUUAAUUCAAACUUAGCCCCUACACUGAAACAAGCAAAGAUGAAACAUAAGACAGACAGUAAAGAGAGCCUAAAGUCCACAUCAAAACCAUCCCCAAGCAAAAAUGUCCACAAAGAGUCCAAAGAAGAAGCCCCUGAAAAACUAAAAAUUCUUAGUAAAACUGACUCUGUGGAAACUCAGGAGCCAACACAAAAGACAGAGAAGAAAGAAAAAGCACUUGUGAAAAAAGUGAAAGCAGGAGACAAGGACAUUAAAGGCAAGAUUGAGCAAACACCCAAAAUUGACACUCCAGAGAAAAAGAAAGCUGACAUUAAACCAAAAAUAAUAAAGAAAGAAACAAAGAAAUCAGUGGAAAAGAGUGAGGCUGAUAAAAAGGCUGAAAAACCCACACCCAAGAAAGAAGAAAAGACUAAAAAAGAAGAGAAAGUAAAGAAAGAAGAAGUGAAGAAGGAAAAUAAGAGACGGGACAUUAGGAAAGAUUCCCUAUUAAAGGAAAGCAGAAAGGAUGAAAAGAAAGAAAUGCAGAAAGAUGAAAAAGAACCAAAGAAAGAUUUGAGGAAAGCUGGUAGCUUGAAAAAGAAUGCCCCUAGCAUACCUGAGGUGAAAAAACCUGCACCUAAACCAAAGGUUGCAGCACGAGGAAAGGCUCCUGGUAGUCCUGCAAAAUCCAAAGAGAAGGCUAAGGCUAAGCCCACAAAAAAAGAUGCAGGAGAAUUAGUGGCUGCAACUUCUGUUUCAGGUGCUACUGCUGAUGAACCUGCCAUUGAAGCCAGUGUAACAGGUGUUCUUGAGGCAGAGAGAUCAUUGAUGUCUUCUCCAGAGGACCUCACUAAAGACUUUGAGGCUCUGAAAGCAGAGGAGAUUGUUGAAGAUGACGAAAUCCUAUCUCAGACCAAAAUAGAUGAUUCUGAUCAAGGAGAGAUGAUCAAGCAUGAAGAAAUAACUCCUUGCAAAGAGUCUCCAGAAGCAGCAGAGUCACUGGAUGAAGGAAUAGCAACCACAGAAGCUGAGGAGGAAUGUGGUGGUACUCCAGGGGAGCCAGAACCCAAUCAAAAAAGCAAUGGCACCAGUGAUAAAUUCGAAGAUGAGGGAACAGGGUUGGAAGAGUCAUCUGAGAUAGGGGACUAUGAAGAAAAGGGAGAUACAGAGGAAGUGGAUGAGCAGGACAGAGCAAUAUCUACAUUAAAAGAUGAUGGAGAGCAAGGAGAGCAGGAAACAAAGGAAGGAUCCGAUUAUGGUGCAGAAGAACCACAGUGUUUUGAUGUAACCACACCUCCAAGGCUCUCUGCACCUGUAUCUCCUGCUGUUUCUAUUCAUGAUAAAACUCUACCAGCAGGUUCAGAAAGUGAGGUCGCCUCUGAUGAUGAAAAUCGAGAUGAGCCACCAGAAGAAUACACAACAUCUGGACACACUCAGUCUACAAUUGAGAUCUCAAGUGUUCCAACACCUAUGGAUGAAAUGUCAACUCCAAGAGAUGUAUUGAGUGAUGAGACAACUAAUGAUGAAAGUGAUUCUCCCUCCCAAGAUUUUGUCAGGUACAGUAUGGCUACAGAUUAUGAACGAAAGAAACUCUCACCUCUCAAAGAUCUUCCUGAAUUAGAUCACUCCAAGAGCGAUGCCACUGAAGGGCAUGACUAUCAUGCAUCAGCUUCCACCAUUUCACCUCCAUCUUCACUGGAGGAAGACAAAUCUGCCAAGGAGUUUUUAACCAAAACCACAUUCUCUUUUGAUUCAAACAGGCUCACUGGUACCACUACAACUUUGCCUUUUGUCCGGUCACCUUCUGGUGACCAAAACAUGAACAUUGACCAUAUUCAUACAGGUGCAUCUUCACCGAUUGAACUGGGAACCACACUAGCAGGGAUGUCAAAAGGAAUGGAAUCAUACAAUCCAGAUGAGAAAACCUUAGAGGGCCCUUUAUCUCCUCAGUCUUCAGGUCACACACCUUACUACCAAUCCCCAGUGGAGGAGAAAGAUGGCACUCUACCGUCUGAGAAAACAUCUGAGCCCCAGGGUCCUAUUAUUGUUGACAUCACAAGUGACAAGGAAUACUCUCCCAGAGAGGCUAGUCCUAUUGAUGAAGCGGUGCCUGUGUCACAAAUGGAAAAGAAGCAAUCAUCAAGUUAUGAAGCACAUUUAUCAACCAAUUUUGAGCUUGACCACAAGACCCAAAGCCAGACUGACAAUAAUGAUAAAAAGUUAGCAACUGAUGACAGUUCUUCAAUUAUAUCUGCUGCAUCAUUGCUGCCGGCUAAAGUAGAGAGCCUGUCUGAUACAAAUCCUUUCACAACAUUUAAAGAGGACAGCAAAAUGUCCAUAUCUGAGGGGACCACAUCGGAUAAGUCUGGCACACCGGUUGAUGAGGUUGUUGCAGAGGACACAUUUUCUCACAUUGCCUCUGCCUCAACAGCAUCACUCGCAACAAGUUCUUUACCAGAACCUACAACAGAUGAGGUCUCCCCAUCACUUCAUGCUGAAGUGGGCUCCCCUCAUUCCACAGAAGUGGAUGACUCUCUCCCUGUCUCUGUUGUUCAGACUCCAACCACAAUGCAAGAAGCAGAAGUCUCCCCAUCUAAGAGCAGUCCCUGGCCUAUGUCAAUCUCCCCUGAUGUUUCUCCAAAAACAGCCAAAUUGAGAAUGCCACAAAAGGAAACAAAAUCCUCUGAGCAGUCUUUGUCAGCUGAGUGUGGACAAGAAUCCCCAGAACACUCAUUUACAUUGGAUUUUAGCAAGCAGUCACCAGAUCAUCCAUCUGUUGGAGGAAUGCAGCAUACGGCCACUGAAAAUGGUCCGACAGAAGUUGAUUACAGCCCCUCGGAUGGAGCUGGUCUCACAAAAGAACAGCACAGACCUGGGGAAGCUGGGGAGAAGGCAAUGCUUUUCAAAGAGUCUGAUAGUUCCCAGGUUGCUUCUGCUUCCCCAUCAGAUGCCUCUCAGUCCACCCCAUCAGUUACAACACCCUGCCAAAUUGGGGAGCCAAGAGAAGUUUCCCCAAAUGCGGGUCGUUUCUCAGCGUCUGUUACUCCAAAACAGUCACCCUUCAAUCAGUCCCCUUUAUCUCCUGACUCUUCUCUUGUUCUAGGGAGACCAAGUACUUCACAUGAAGGUACAGAUAAAGAUAAACCUAGUCCCAGCUCAUUUUACGAAGAGACUGGUAUAGAUAAAAUAGAGGACACACAAAAUGGACACACGAAGGCCCAAUCUCCUACAGUGUCAUCUUGUUUUUCUCAGAAGACAGAAGAGCUUAAACUUGGCUUAGUGACGAAUGCCUUCACAGACUUGAACCCCCCCCCAAGCCCCAAAAUAUCAACUCCAGCACAAAUUUCUCCUUCUUUCAAUCAGACAGACACUCAAGAGACGUUUUCCAGCAGCUCCACAUCAUAUUCCUACAGCUGUCAAUAUGGAGAAUCUACUAAAAUCUGUGAUGGUGGGUCCAUAGGGCCAGAUACAUCAAAAACAAUCCUUUCUCAGUCACGAGCAGAUGUGGACUUGUGUUUGGUGACCUCCUGUGAAUACAGACAUCCAAAAACAGAGCUUUCUCCAUCCUUUAUAAACCCCAGUCCUCUUGAGUACUUCAUGAAUGAGGAACAUCCUGUGGAGGAGGAAAAGCCACUUGCUAAGUCUGGAGGAGAACCACCACCACCUGAAGGGAAACAGCAGAACAAGCAGUGUGAAGAAACUCCACCAACCUCUGUAAGUGAAUCAGCUCCCUCUCAAACGGACUCUGAUGUUCCUCCUGGCACAGAGGAGUGCCCAUCAAUAACUGCAGAUGCAAAUAUUGACUCUGAGGAUGACUCAGAAACACUACCAACAGAUAGGACUAUCACUUAUCGUCAUGCAGACCCACCUCCAGUCACGCCCAGAGACCCUGCUCCUGCUCCUCCACAUCCUGAUGCCUGUAUGGUAGAUCCUGAGGUCCUUAAGGCUCAGGAGGCAUCCCAAAAAGAUGAAAGAGGGAAGCCAAAAAAGAACAUCAGCAGCAAGACCAAGUCAUCUGCAACAAAGAGCUUGUCAAAAACAAGUGCCAUCAAAGAAUUGAAAGUUUCUUCUCCAAAAAAGGCUACAGAAGAUAAAGAUGCCAAAAAUGCUACUAAUACCUCUGCAUCAAGGGGAGUGAAAAGCAGCACUUCAGGAAGCACCAAGUACAGCAGUGGAACGUCAGUACCUAACUGUCCUCCAAUGUAUAUGGACCUAGUUUACAUACCAAAUCACUGCAAUGCCAAGAAUGUGGAUACUGAGUUCUUUAAACGGAUCCGAUCCUCCUACUUUGUAGUCAGUGGCAAUGAUCCAACAGCACAGGAGCCCAGUAAGGCAGUUCUGGAUGCUCUGUUGGAAGGAAAGAGCCAAUGGGGAAAUAAUAUGCAGGUCACACUGAUUCCAACCCAUGAUACAGAAGUUAUGAGGGAGUGGUACCAGGAAACCCAUGAGAAGCAGCAAGACUUAAACAUCAUGGUUCUGGCAAGCAGCAGCACUGUGGUCAUGCAAGAUGAGUCUUUCCCUGCAUGUAAGAUUGAGCUGUGAUUGUCAUGAUCAAGAUGUGGUAGAGGUUGGAUGUUGGAGAGCAAACAAUAGGAAAACUUACUACACACAUUCACAAAAGCAAAUGUUUAGGAUCUCUUUCCAUAUACUCAAUAGAGGAACCAGCAAAAAAUGUUUCUCAGUAGAAUUAUCUAGUACUUUUUUAGAUCUCAGGUUGUGAACAUAUUGGGUUAGACAUUGUUGACCACACAAAGAGCAGUUUUUGCUGUGUAUAAGACCUCCACAAACACCCAGCAUAAGCGACUUAGAGCAAACUAAACAACUGACUAAAUACAUACAGUAGUCGGUGGAUGAACACUGUAUUGAGCAUCUCCAAGAAAACUGACAACAAACUACAAAUUUACUCAUUUAAAAACAGGUUAUAAACUGGUCAAUGGAUCGCUGAAAAAGAACUCCAUAAAUGAUAAUGUUUACACCAAAGGUCGAGGGAUUGUUUAAAUGCCUUAGAAAGUUAAACUGAAUGUACAACAAACAUGAUGCACUUAAUAUGAGGACAAUUAAAUGGUAUGUAUAAUCCACAAUUACAAAUAUAUCAUUGGAUGCAAAAGCUACAUUUAGCAUCAUAUUCCAGCCGCAUUGAGUUGCAUAAAAUAUGAAUGUGAAGCUUGCUACCAUUGUGAUUAAAUGCAAAAUAGAAUAAAGGUUUAACCAAUUUAAAAGACUCCCUGAGAAAAAAUGCCUGAGAAAACAGGAAAUACCAUAAGUCGUACGUAAAAACCGUAAUGUUACAAAUAAUAAAUCUUAUACCUCUUCCUCCUGGAAAUAAUUCAUUAAUUAUAUUGUCACCAUUGUAAUAGAUAUGAAUUUUUACAGGUAGAAAAUAUUUAUUUAAAACUGCCCAUCAUUAGCUUGAAAUCACAUGAAUUUCACACCACCCUUUUUUAAUAGGGUAAAAUAUUAAAUGUUUGAACUCCAAAAAUUGUUACUCAUCAAUUUGUACUGCUUAUUAUUUGCACACUUUAUUUAUGUUAAUGUUUUUAUCCUAUCAACUGAGUAAUUGAGUUGCAAUAUUUAUUUGCCUUAUUUAAUACUU
This is a messenger RNA of Rhinichthys klamathensis goyatoka, 7305 nucleotides long. It is a transcript of the gene map1b, whose product is annotated as microtubule-associated protein 1B. Gene Ontology annotation, biological process: dendrite development; regulation of microtubule depolymerization; axonogenesis. The coding region runs from base 171 to 6254 and encodes 2027 amino acids. Gene Ontology annotation, cellular component: neuronal cell body; microtubule associated complex; dendrite. The record is from RefSeq and is a predicted model, not a curated record. The transcript has 8 exons. Gene Ontology annotation, molecular function: actin binding; microtubule binding. Lineage: Eukaryota; Metazoa; Chordata; Actinopteri; Cypriniformes; Leuciscidae.